Messenger RNA from Megalopta genalis, 1826 nucleotides. The record is from RefSeq and is a predicted model, not a curated record. Lineage: Eukaryota; Metazoa; Arthropoda; Insecta; Hymenoptera; Halictidae.
UCUUCCGUGGAAAUCGCUGAGAGUGUGAUUCAGUGUAAUUUAUGACAUGGUCACGUGAUUACAGUUCGUUGAUUUAAAAUAAUUCAAAUUCGUAAACAGAUUCCUGAAUUACAGGAAUGGCAUUAUGUAGCGUUCUACCGUUGUGCAUAAAAUAAAACUAAUGAUCCAAUAAGAAAGUUCAUGAAAUAUACAAGUUUAUUUUAUGCAGUAACGGUUAUAGAUUGAAAGGACGAAAAGAUAAAAGACGUUACAACAUUCUCGAUAGUGAACACCUACUCUAUUUGCCAUAAUUAUUUCCGUAAGUUUUUAUAAUUACAUUAAAAUGGAGCAAUUGAAGUGGACAACACCGAUUAAGAAUGAAAACAAGCAUGACGGCAUAGCAAUGAAGAGCCCUAUAAUGUACAAGACACCUGUGAAACGGCAUGAUUCAAUUUCAACGCACGCAACAUGUCAAAACAAUAUAAGUUGUUUCAGUGUGCUUCCUAGUCAUAUUACUCCACCAUCAGGACUAACAACGUUUAUGGCAAGAAAUCCAUUUGAGACUGAUUUAACUAGUAGACUGCAUUUAUCUGUAAUUAGUCCGACUGUGUUUAGUAAGGUUUCAAAUUCGUCCCAGCAGUCUCCAGAUUUUGCAUGGUGCGUGGAUGAACUGGCCAUGAUACAGCCAGCAAGUAUAGAAGAAUUUCCUGAGCAACAGGUACACUGUAUCGAUCAAGAAACUGAAGUAAAAGCUCAAGCAGCUAUCGAUCGAUUUUUUAAGGAAAAUAAAAUCAUUCCAAGCCCAUGGGAAGUAAAGAAGAAAGACAGUAGAAUGGAAAUUAAAACAGACACUCCAACUAGAGCAUCUAGUAACAUGAAUGCAGUAUCUUCAAAAUUGAAGAAAGAUGGAUGGAGUCAAACACUAUUAUCGUUGCCGCCUGAUUUACCAUCGCACGUUGAAGAAGUUUUAAAACCUUAUUUGACAUUCACUCAAGAACAGAAUCUUGAGAGUGAUGACUCGAACUCGAGCAAUAACUCCUUGAGAAGAAAGUUAUUCUGCAACCACGAUGAAUAUUUGGAUAAAGAGGAAAACUUUUCUGAAUCUGUGUCAUCUGUGAAAUUGAAUGGAUCUCUUAUAUUGUCUUCCAGUCAUCCACAAAGUGGCAUGCUAGCAGAUGGAGUUCCAUUCAAACCAUCACAAGAUUCAGAAAAUCGUUUCGAUACAUCUGAAAUUGUUCUUGAUAAUUUAUCUUCUCCGAACAUAUCUCCAAUACAUAAAAGAGCAAAUAACAUGUCUUGCGAAAGUAUACAAUUUCGAAAUCGUUCAGUUGUCCGAUUAGACUUUGUCACAGAAAUGAGCGUGGAUCAAUCCAGCGAGGAAGAUAACGAAUACUCAAAUGAUAAUUCUUCAGAUGUGUCCUUUGACAACGUUAUGACACCAGUGGCAGAAUACGAAAUUCAUAAGUUCCUAAAUUUCGACAAUAACUCCGAGCAUGCUCAAAUUAAUAACUCGCCCGGGACGAAAAUUGUCGCGAAAAAUUCGACUUAUAUCGAAAAGAACUUUGAGACUGAGGACGUAGAACUUCCUUCGAAAGAUCGAAACGAUAUUUACACAUUUACUAAAUUAGGCAUGUCUGACCAACAAAGUGUUUCAAACUCUGUACAAGACACCGGUUAUCAGACUUAUAGUAUGAAUAGUGCAACGAAUAUAACUGGCAGCUGUAACAAUACUCCAGUGAAGCAAAAGAUUUGUUACAGUGAACGACUUUUAUUGACGGACGACGUCCAACAGACUGACUGGAAAGAGAACAUGAAAAAUGUAUUCUGUUCUACACCCUCAAGAUCAA